AGUUGAUUCGAGUAUAAACAAAAAUAAGCUUUUCAUCUUAGAGUUCGUCGAGUUGAUGAUUAAUAUUAUCUCAGACGUCUGCUUAUCGGUUAAUGCUUAGGGCAUUCAAGAAUUUAAAUAACAACCUGUUCACUAGAAGCGCACGAAAAAUGAAUGUAGAACCAUUUCCCCUGAAUUUCAUGGAGCCGUUAAAUUGGCCACCAUUGCACUUAAACGGAAAUUUCAAUGAAUUCACCAGAAGCCAAUUGGAAAUCUGCAAAGGUAUAAUCAAACCGAGCACAAAAAUUGAGGAUGUACAUAUUGAGGAAUUUAUGGAAAUAUCCGAUAGAUUUCCUGCCGAGUUUGCCACGGAUAAUUGUCGGGUGAAGGCGCAGCCGCCACAGCGACGUGAAAUUAUACGGGAGCAGAUCGCCUCUGCUUAUCCCAUUGUACAUGAGUGUACCCUAAUGCUCUAUUUUAGUUUUCUGGAGCAUAAACAAAGGUUUGGCAAUGAAAAGGAGCGACGCAUUUAUAGGGACUUAGGCCUGUCGCAGUUCGUGCAACGUUUGCUAACCAAACGCUGUGUAUUCUUCUAUGGCACCAGCGACCACUACAAGCUGCUCAAUGGCAGCACAGGCGAUGGCGGCUUUGAGCAAAUCGGCACUGCCGAGGAGCAGGCGCCAUUGCUGCUGGAACAUGUGCUAAGCUAUGAUGAGAUAAAGCUGUCGGCAUUGCUUUAUGCCACAACACACUCGGAGUUUAUCAACAAUGGGGCACGCAACAAUGCAGGACUAGUGGAGGCGGAUAAGCGAAGCUUUGAAAGGGAGGGAGUCAUCAUUGGCAUGAUUGGUGCACGUUUCGAGCGACCCGAAGUAAUGGAGUAUGAGGAUAUAUUGGUAACACCGUCUCAAAAUACGGUAAAGAAUGGUUAUGGCGCGAAUGGUGAAGCCGCAGCCAACAAUCGUGAACGCGACUAUCGACGCAUGUGGCGUGAGUUCUAUGACGAGCCCAAGGAUUUUCUCUGGAGCGAUGAGGAAGAGCUAAAAAGCAAACGCUUUGAAAAGCAAAUGGAUAUGAACAAGUUUGACAAGCUGCUAAUGAGCAAGCGCUAUGCUGUAAGCUUCGAUACGCUUCUCCUGGAAGCUGAGGCGCGUGCCAAAGCCGCCGGCAAGCCUGCCUAUAUACAUAUGGUGGGCUAUGGCUUGGGUGUUUGGCAGGUCACUGAGGUGCAGCAAGAGCUCUUUUUUGAGCAGCUUGAGGCACGCAUGCGCGCUUUGGGCUCAAAGCUAACGCACAUUGGCGUAAUGCACUUGUCCUGGUUUCAUAUUCCCUACUGGGGUGGCAUACGUCAUGGUCGCCGCGUUAACAACAUUGAGAUACGCAUUUCCCGACGCAAUCCGGCGGACAAGCUUGAUCAGGAUAUGUUGCCUAUUGUUACCUAUGCCUGGGACGCCAACGCUUUGCCUGGCAAUGAGUUCUGGAAUCAUGCGCUGGGUGGUACUAGUGAUCCCGCAGCUGCCGCCUCCACGCUGAUUUCGGAGCUACAAAAUCCACAUAUUAAUUACAAGUAUAUGUCGGGCGAUAAUUUGCAUAUAGCUUCCGCUGAAUACGGCGUGCUGCACAUCGCUGAUUAUGCUCAAAAGAUUAUCGGUUAGAAUUACCCGAAAAUUUUAUUAAAAUAUAUAGUAGAGCAGAAUAUACAUAUUUAAUCUUUGUCAGCGUGUUGCUAAUAUUCUUAGAACCUCUGGGUUCAUUUUACUUGAAACAUAUAGAUAAGCAUACAUAUAUACCCUAUGUUCUAUUGGUAUCGAACAUUCCGUAUUGUCUAUCUUAUAGUGUUUGCUGAUUUCUUGUAAAAACUUUGACAAAGAUUUUUUGAAACAGUUUUUGGUGCCAUAAUUUAUUGAAAGUUUUAACUGUGCAAUUAUUUGAAAGCUUUUAUUUAUCUACACUUUGACUUUACACUUUGUUUAAUUGAAUUGAGUCGAUUGGACUAUCUCCUAGAUUUGUCAAGGUGUGUAUAAAAAUUUGUUGGCUGGCAACUUUAGCUGGUACAUCAAAUAUAUAUACUAUGUACUUUAUCUGUAAAAAUAUUUUUUGUAUACUAUACUAU
Drosophila busckii is the source of this 2092-nucleotide messenger RNA. Its product is annotated as CG2909. NCBI's taxonomy places the organism in Eukaryota, Metazoa, Arthropoda, Insecta, Diptera, Drosophilidae. The transcript has 5 exons. Bases 93 to 1634 code for a protein of 513 amino acids. The record is from RefSeq and is a predicted model, not a curated record.